This is a messenger RNA of Spirodela intermedia, 659 nucleotides long. The record is from the annotation of a GenBank genome assembly. Lineage: Eukaryota; Viridiplantae; Streptophyta; Magnoliopsida; Alismatales; Araceae.
AUGCUGUCCACAGGUCCUCCGGCGUCGGAACCAGCGGCGCCCUACCCGUCCCUGCGGGAGUCCGCCGACGCAGCCUCGGACGACAGGAGACAGUCUGCAAGAAUGCAGAUGCCAGCGGAGGACUUGGGGCGUCGGUUGAUCCAUAGUUCAUCCGACGUGAACGGUGAGAUGGUUGCACCCCAUCGGUGCAGGAACGGCCUUAUCGACCUCCAUCACCCGCAGAGCUUCGUUCCCUUCGACCUGCACAACCUGCCGGCCCUCGCGUUCAACGCGGCGGCGACGAACCGCGUACUCUCCGGCGGCGCACUAAUGGAGCCACGGACCUCGUACAGAGCUUGGUGGCUCAGAGACGAUAAGCGCAAGCAGUCCGUUCCAUGGACGGAAGAGGAGCACCGGUAAAAGCAGAGCGCCGCAGUUUCCCCGUCGCUCCGCCGUACCUGCCCCUCUCACCGCUAACUCGUCUUCUCUCCCCAUGCAGGAGUUUCCUGCAUGGAAUGCAGAAAUACGGCAGCGGAGCCUGGGGCAAAAUAUCCAAGGAAUUCGUCAAGACAAGGACGCCCAGCCAGUUGGCCAGCCACGCACAGAAGUUUAGAAUCCGUCAGAGCAAGGCGGCGGAGGAGCGGAGGCGGAGCAGCAUCCUGGAUAUCACCAAGGACUGA